This is a messenger RNA of Medicago truncatula (barrel medic), 1157 nucleotides long. Its product is annotated as vesicle-associated membrane protein 722. The coding region runs from base 149 to 814 and encodes 221 amino acids. The record is from RefSeq and is a predicted model, not a curated record. Gene Ontology annotation, biological process: vesicle-mediated transport. Gene Ontology annotation, cellular component: membrane. Lineage: Eukaryota; Viridiplantae; Streptophyta; Magnoliopsida; Fabales; Fabaceae. The transcript is spliced from 5 exons.
AUACAAAACACACUUCACAUUUAUUUCCUUUCUCUUUUUGUUCAACACUUUCUUCUGCUACAAAAUAACAAACCCUACUCAUUCAUUCUUCUUCUUCAUCGCUUUCUCUCUCUCUACAACCGGCAUUGUCAUUCUCUGCGUCGAGACGAUGGGACAACAAUCGUUGAUCUACAGCUUUGUUGCUCGGGGCACUGUCAUUCUCGCUGAAUACACCGAGUUCACCGGUAACUUCACCGCAGUCGCUGCGCAGUGUCUUCAGAAACUUCCUUCAUCGAACAAUAAGUUCAAUUACAACUGUGAUGAUCAUACCUUCAAUUACCUCGUUGAUAGCGGAUUCACUUACUGUGUUGUUGCUGUUGAGUCUGCUGGACGGCAGAUUCCAAUCGCUUUCCUUGAACGUAUCAAGGAAGAUUUUAGCAAGAAAUAUGCUGGAGGAAAAGCUGAAAAUGCAGCUGCUAAGAGUCUCAACAAAGAGUUCGGAUCUAAGUUGAAGGAGCAGAUGCAGUACUGUGUUGAACACCCAGAGGAGAUUAGCAAGCUUUCUAAAGUGCAAGCUCAGGUUUCAGAGGUCAAAGGAGUUAUGAUGGAGAAUAUUGAGAAGGUUCUAGACCGCGGGGAGAAAAUUGAGCUUUUAGUAGACAAGACAGAGAACCUUCGCUCUCAGGCACAAGAUUUCAGGCAACAUGGAACCAAGCUUAGGAGAAAGAUGUGGUUCCAAAAUAUGAAGAUAAAGCUAAUUGUUCUGGGUAUCAUAAUUGCCCUAAUUCUCAUUAUUGUUCUUUCAAUCUGUGGUGGCUUCAACUGUUCUAAAUGAAUGAACCUUUCCGUUGGUGGCUUCAACUAUGUCAAAGUCUCUCCCACUCGAUAUGAUUUUCGCUAGCUGAUUGCAAUUGCCUCUACUAUCCAUAGUGCUUUUGACCUUUUGAGAUUUACAUUCUUCUUACAUCUAUGAUAUUCAUCAGUUUUAUAUGACACUGUUUGUAUAGUGUGCAAUGCUAGUCUUCACUUCACCAUUUUGUCUCACAUAGUUUAGUGCUAAUUUGUCGUUCUCUAUAUAGUUUAGGUGGGAUUUUCAGCAUUUCGUGAGGAUUAUGAUGUUUUCUCUAUUACAAACCAGCCAUUGCUUAGUUAAGUUUCAUAUUGCCUAUUUUUCUUUA